CGGAGUCAAUCAGCUGGUGCUUGCAGGAGGCCAAUUGGUUCUGUAGAAAGUUACACAGAGCAGCCAAAGAUGCCGAAGUGCUUUAUUAGAACUUCUAGAAAUUACAGCGGAAGAUUAUCGCAAGAAAUAGAUGAUGGGUCGCGAAAUCAGCACCGUACGGUGACUAGGUCUGGCCGGCGGUACAUCAAGCCUGCCCUCCCCCUUAUGGACAGACACAGGCGACUGGGCGCUCCACGUUGUCGGGACCGAUUGGAAGACACAUCGUACAGCCCACGCUCAAUACUGCAAACAUCGCCCAAGUUUAAGUACCGCCAAAAAUGCAACCCUUGGCAUCAGGUGUCAGUAGUCACACGGUUUUAUCUGGGUCGACAGUUUCCUCAGCUGGACGUAACGGGAUUGAAACCCCACGAGAGGCCCGUCUGGCCUCAGGACUUUCCCUGUAGCUGGUCCAGCCCUGACGAAGACGACUACCUUAUGAGAAGUGACCAGGCAUGUUCACCCAGCAGCGACCUAGGGGACACCGAUCAAGACAUCACUACGGACACUGCAACGGAAAUUAAAAAAGCACCUGACAAUCGCCCUCAUUUCUGCUCGCUGCGUCAGGCAUCUGCAAUGUCAGAGCCCAAUGCUUCAGACAUUGAAAAGCUCACAGCUUUACGUCUGAGACCAGAGAAGCCGGUCUCUAGUAACAGCUUUGUGCUCGGUCCUUUUCGUUUGGGAGUUCAGUCGACCAAGGAUCUGAAAUUAGCCCAGAUAAGAAGUCUUACCGGCCUUGAAGGCAGAUUACUGGCCAAAGUGUUUACCAUCAAAUCUCAAACUCAAACUGGUACCGUAAGCCACCAACUCAGUGGACAGAACUCUGGAGUAAUGGGCAUACAACUUCCGGUCUCCGUCAAGAGAGGCCUGACUUCCUCUGGAGCGACACAUUCGUCUUUUACCGCCACCAGGUCUAAAAUGAUAAUUAAGGGAGAAAACUCUGUCUGGACAAAACCCAUAAAAUUCGAGACUGCGUCCCCAACAAACCUCGGUAAAGUGGAUAAAAUCGAGCGCAGGGCAGAAAUUUCUGAUCAAUCAAUACCAAAUCAAAAAUUAACCGCGAGCAAACCUCGCUUAGAAUCGCCUUCGUCUGCAUUCAAGGCCUGCAAUGACGAAUGCGACAGCAAUCAGUCUAUACCUACCAUUAAAAUUAUUUCAAGCGACAAAUUGGGGAUCAAAGAUCGACACUACAAGUGUUCAGACUGUGGUCGAGUUUUUACUGUGCUGACGGCUCUUACAUCACACAUGCGCACGCACACCCGCCAGCGCAACAAAUGUGACGAAUGUGGGAAAGUUUUCACUCGUUCCUGGCUCCUCAAAGGGCACAUGCGCACACACACCGGCGAACGGCCCUUCCUGUGUCCAGAGCCCGGAUGUGACAAAGCCUUUGCAGACAAAUCCAACCUGAGAUCUCAUCUCCUGAUACACACAGUGACAACGAAGAGCUUCGUGUGCCAAAAAUGCGGUAGAGCUUUUGCACAGAAGCGUUAUCUUCACAAGCACAUGCUGGAGGUAUGCCGAAUGGCUCCAGAGGGGGUGUAAUGUAGCGGAUACCGACUCUUUAUGUAGAACAUCAGUCUUGGCUUUGUAUUCACUCUUGCCGGAAAUGACGUCAAGAAAGGCAAGGCUAAUUACCGUCCAGCGCCCUAUACGACUCAUGGCCUGUAUUCACGAGAGACCCUUAAAUACAACAAUUGUUCGAUAUUGGGUUGUGUGCACAUAUGUUUACAUUUUGUAUCGCUCGGAAGGCGUCUCUUCAGCAAUAAUUUGUAGCUUAAAGCAUUCGUGUGAAGCAAAAGGUGACGUCAUUAUUGACAAUAGGGUUCGGUUGAGAGCAAAAUGCGCUCUAUUAACUUAGUUUAAAGUAACCAUGGACAUCAUGACGUCGGCUUUAUUACAAGUGAAAAGUCUUGCUGUUUAACAAUUUUUGCACGCACAAACUGUGAAUCUGUUUUUCUAAAGCACUCUACACUAAAAUUAUUUUCUGUCUUGACGUAAAUAUAAAUGAGUUUGGUGUGUUAAUAGCUUUAUAGCACGGUAAACUUAGGAACAUGACUCCCAUUAAGUAAAAGGGAUAAGAGAAUUUGGCGGAUGUUCGCGGAUUUGUACAGUUUUCCUUCAUUUGCAAGUUUAUUUAAUUUGAUUAUGAAUAGCCAUUCAUAUUAAAACUUAAAAUGCAAAACAUUUGUAAACACAUCAGACCUUUGUAAAUAUUUAUUGUGUACAUUACGAGAGAAUGUUAUUUAUUUAUUUAACUUUCCGCCCAUUAACUUCAUAUUUAUCACAUAUUUAUGACCUGCUAUUUAUUAAUGGAAAUAUUUAUUAUUUAUAGUGCUAAAUUAUGUACAUGUAGUUUGAAACUAUAUAGCCCGAAUAAAUAUAGGAUACUUUUUUGUUCGAAUUAAGCGUCUACGGACUUUUUAAUGUUACGGUUUUGUUUCAGUAAAUCAACUCAGUCUGGAUGUUUUUUCUGAGGUACUUGAAUCCCUGGAUUAUGCCUGCUGUUUACAAAAGGCCGCCAUACAACUGUAAUCAAAUUAUAUAUGUAAAUGGUAAUCAGCGGUGUAUUAUUCUCGGAUGAUAUUUGAUUAGAAUGAUUGUAUAAGGUACACGACACCUGACAAGCGGCAUUUAUGAGGUGCAGGCCAUCGUAUAAAUGAAACAUUCUUAAAUAUGGUGUUAAGCAACAAUCAAGCAACGUAGACAAAAUUAGUUGAUAAUGGUACUGAAUCUACACGAUGUUAUUAUCUCAAUGGGAAUCAGAAUGUACGUGUGUAGCAUGAAGUAGUUUGCAGAAAAGUUAAAAAAAAAAGAAAAUUGAAAUCGAAAGCUAGCAUGUAUGCGUUUUUUCAGCACACCGCAGGGACCUGUCAUAUUUUGAACGGAAAUAAUAAGAUGAUGUCCAAGCGAUGACCUCUGAGCAGCAUUAUGUGCUCAUGAACAUGAAAAUGUUUACAUUUGUCGCUGCAUGUUACAUGUAAUUGUAUAGAGCUAGCCUACAUCAAAUUGAUGGU
Liolophura sinensis is the source of this 3050-nucleotide messenger RNA. RefSeq names its product zinc finger protein 354B-like. The record is from RefSeq and is a predicted model, not a curated record. Gene Ontology annotation, molecular function: RNA polymerase II cis-regulatory region sequence-specific DNA binding; DNA-binding transcription factor activity, RNA polymerase II-specific. Bases 70 to 1578 code for a protein of 502 amino acids. The transcript is spliced from 2 exons. Gene Ontology annotation, biological process: regulation of transcription by RNA polymerase II. NCBI's taxonomy places the organism in Eukaryota, Metazoa, Mollusca, Polyplacophora, Chitonida, Chitonidae.